AUGCUGGGAAAGGGUGGUUUGCGCUGCAACGUUGCUUCGCGGCGUCUACUUUCACAAAGUAACAGGCAUUGCCAAGGUAAUCCGAGAUCGCCGUUGCAAAUUUUCCGGGAAACGUUCAAACAGGAAUGGGAGAAGUCAAAAGAGUUGCAAGACAAUAUCAAGACCCUUCAAGACGCUUCGGGCAAAAUAGGUGAAUCUGACGCUUAUAGAAGAGCGCGGGAGGCGUAUUUAGGUGCUCAAAAGGGCUCCACUAUUGUGGGGAAGACGUUGAAGCGGACUGGUGAGUCAAUGGAAAACAUCGCAUUGAAGGCAUGGGAAUCUGAUCUGAGCAAAUCGACGCGAACCGCGGUGAAUAAGACGGCGCAGCGAUUGGAUGAGUCUUUUGAACCCGUGAGACAUACACGGGUUUAUAGAGAUGUGUCAGAAGUGAUGGAGUCUGAAAACAGUUCUCGGUACGGUGGAUUUAUUUCGAAAGAGGCGAGAAGACUCAAAAGAGAGCAAGACAUUGCGUCCGGUAAAAGACCCAAGGCGGUGAAAGUUGACGAUGAAGCCGGAACCGCUCUUGUGGCUACGGACGUCGAAGCAAAGGAAUCUUUUAGCAGAAAAGUCGAAGAUUUCAAAGAAAAAACCGUCUUCGGUCGGAAACUACAAGAGGUCAAAACGAAAUUGUGGGAUGACAGUGAAAAUCCUUUGAUUGUCUUGCUAAGAACCAUUAGUGGCAAAAUUGGGGGUCUUUUCGCCGAAACUGAGUCAGCCCGUGUCAUGGCUCAAUUUAAAUUGAUGGAUGCGACUUUCAAUACAGAGUCCUUCACCAAGCAUAUGCGCGAGUACAUCGUUCCAGAAGUGCUUGAAGCCUACGUAAAGGGCGACGAGGCCGUUUUAAAACAAUGGUUCAGCGAGGCGCCUUACAACGUUUACGCUGCCCAGCAGAAAAUUUUCCGCGAACAAGGUCUUUUCUCAGACGGCCGUAUUCUAGACAUUAGAGGCGUCGAUAUCGUGAGUGCAAAGCUUUUACCACCACAAGAUUUGCCCGUCAUUGUCGUAGGAUGUAGGGCCCAAGAGAUUCACCUCUACCGGAAGGCCAAGACAGGCGAAAUAGCUGCUGGCACCGAAUCCAAUAUUGUGAUGAGCUCUUAUGCGAUGGUAUUGACAAGAGACCCCGAAAAGGUAGACGACAAAGAGACAGAAGGAUGGAAAAUUCUUGAAUUUGUGCGCGGUGGAUCUCGCCAGUUCACUUGA
Messenger RNA from Lachancea mirantina, 1239 nucleotides. The record is from the annotation of a GenBank genome assembly. Lineage: Eukaryota; Fungi; Ascomycota; Saccharomycetes; Saccharomycetales; Saccharomycetaceae.